AUGCGUGCAAGUGAGGACAAGAUCGCACAAUUAUUGGACAAAACGACGGACUUUGACAAGGAUGAACGUUACAUGGCGACGUCUGAUCUAUGCGUUGAACUUAGCAAGGACAUUGACCUUGGAGUGUAUCUCGAGCCAAAAGUGUGUGCAGCUGUAUUGAAGCAAUUGGACGAUAAAUCAAAUGAUGUUCAAGCAAUUGCUGUCAAGUGUCUUGGCAUUCUUGUUACUAAAGUUCAGGUCAAUCAAGUGGCAGAUAUCUGUGCAAAACUCUGCGACCUCAUUCUCAAUGGCAAAUCAGAGCUUCGGGACAUUUAUUCCAUUGGACUCAAGACGAUUGUAGCAGAUGUAUCACAAACCACAGGGGCAUCCAUUGCCACGGUAAUCUGCACGCGACUACUGACAGGUCUGGGCAAAGAGAAAGAUGCAGCUGUAAAAUCUGAGACCCUUGAUAUUCUCACGGAUCUACUGCGUCGCUUUGGCUACGACGUUGCCACGGAACAUGCGACGAUUAUGGAGUUGCUGAUGGUCCAGCUCAUGGAUGAAUCUCCACUUGUACGCAAACGUGCGACGGCGUGUGUGGGCUCGCUGGGUGUUAUGGCAUCCGAUAUGCUAGUAAGUCGCUUGGUGGAGCACCUGAUCAAGGGCAUCCAGGGAUCGACAGACUCGACAAACUUGCGCACGCUAAUCCAGACUAUUGGGACGCUGUCGCGUACGGCAGGUCAUCGUCUUGGAAAGUAUCUGGAUGCGGUAAUACGCAUAUUGGUACAAUUCUGUGGAGAUCCUGAGGAUGAAGCACUGCAGAACGAAGAUUCAGAUGAGCUUCGUGGAAACUGUUUUCAGGCUUUUGAGGCGUUCUUGAUCCGAUGCCACAACGAUAUUGCGCCUCAUGUGGAGGCUAUCCUCAAGCUUGCGAUGCAGUUUAUUUCAUAUGACCCCAACUACAAUUACAUUGACUCGGCUGACGAAGAUGAAAAUAUGGAUGAGGAAAAUGAGGAAUACAGCGACGAGGAAGGUGAUUAUAGCGAUGACGACGACACUAGCUGGAAAGUUCGUCGUGCUAGUCUUCGCGUUCUAACAGCAAUUAUCACGACGAGACCAGAACUUUUGGAGCAGUUGUACAUUCAGUGCGCUCCGCGUUUAAUUUUGCGCUUCAAAGAGAGAGAAGAAAACGUACGGAUUGACGUAUUUGGCGUUUUUGCAGAACUUCUUCGCGCUACUCGCAAGACACUUCCGAGCUCAAGUGAAACAAUUCCUCUCCACCACUCGCCCAAAACUAAUGCAUGCAUUGUCCAGCUGGAACAGCACCUGAAUGCAAUUAUUCUUGGAGCGAACAAGCAGUUUGGAAUAAAGGCUUCAGUUCCGUCGCGUUGUGCGGUGGUUGCGAUGCUGAGUGAGUUGGCGGUGGUAGAGCAUGGAAAGUUGGGAGAUUACAUUGGUCAUUUGAUGCCGAAUCUUCUCAAUGCAGUCGAGGACAAGCACUCCGACUUGAAGUUGGAAGCGCUUUUGUUUCUUCGGUUGCUUGUGGAUACCCACAAUGUGGAGUCAUUCCAACCGCACAUUGAUUCUGUCGUUAAAGUUGCAGUGCAGUGUGCGAAGGGAGAUUGGUACAAAACGGUGGCGAAAGCGCUUGGAUUGAUUGAAUCUCUUGUCCGUAUUAUCCGCUCGGACAGUGGAGACUGCACUUACAAAUCGUACGCUGUACCUCUCUUUGAUGCGGUGUUGCCUAGUUUGAAGGUCCAUGACAUCGACCAAGAAAUCAAAGAGGCUGCAAUUAGCACUAUCGGCGAGAUUGUUGCUACUCUGGGUAAUGAGCUUGGUCCUCGGGUGGGUGAAGUGUACCCCUUAUUAAUGGAGCGUCUCAACAACGAAAUUACGCGCAUUCAAAGCAUCAAGGCUAUCGGAGUCAUUGCUCGCUCAAAGCUUGACUUGGAUAUGUCUCCGAUCCUCGUAGAGUGCACCCAGACUCUAGCCCAGCUGCUUCGUCAGCAGUCACGCAUAUUAAAGCAGGCAACAUUGGCUACUCUUAACGAUCUGGUUGUUCACAAGGGUACAAAAAUGUCGGAGACGCUUCAUCAUGACAUAGUGCUUGAAGCUUCACUUCUUCUUGUGGACAUAGAUCUACAGCUGUGCCGUAUGAGCAUCACAUUGGUAUCAAACUCUCUUCGCGUUUGCCCGCAUGUUGCGUCGACGGAUGCUUUGCUUCAGAACGCCCAAGUAAAGGCACUGGAACUGUGCCAUAGCUCUAUGCUCCAGGGCCCCACUUUGGAUGCCUUAAAGGGCUUUUUUGCGCAGUUGACACAACUGAAUUCACCAGAUAGUAGUUUUAUGGAGCUUUUUAAGGCGUUGAUGGCUACACCUUCUGAAGAGUCAAAGCACUCUAUGCUGAAUAUCGCGAGGUGUGUCGCUGAUGCAUGUGUGGCUACGACGGAACAAAACCGUAAGUUGGCUUUUGCAAAGUUUGUAGAUGACAUUACACAAAGCGAGUUUGAAAAGAACAAAGUGUUGGCGCUUUACUGCCUGGGAGAGUUCGGCCGUAAGCUUAAACUUGCUGGUUAUACUGACGUGAAAAAUAUCCUUCUCGACUCCUUCACCAAUGCUGGUGAAGAAGUAAAGGCAGCAGCUGCGUAUUCGCUCGGUAGUAUCUGCGUUGGCAAUAUGGAAGAAUAUCUGGACACCAUUAUCGUAAAGUUGGAACUUGGAGAGAAUUCGUAUCUGUUGUUGACGUCAUUGCGCGAGGUGAUUUCAGAUCAUGCAGCAAAACCUCACCAUGGUUUUGCGAUGUAUGUGGACCGCGUGCUUCCGGUUCUACAGAAAAUGAGUGCUCGUGAGGAGGAAGGGGUGCGAAACAUGGUUGGUGAGUGCAUGGGAAAGCUUGUUGUGACGAACAGUGCAAAGCUUAUGUCGAUUGUGGUGGAACUGUGUGGAUCUUCGAACGUAUGGUCACGUUGGACCUCCUUAACGAGUCUUAAGUACGCAAUGACGACAAAUGCCCAGAAACCAGCAGUCGAUGCGAUCUUCGCUCAUAUCGACCCUUUCUUGGCUGCACUUGAAGACGAAGACUUGCAUGUGCGUCGUGCCGCACUGCUGAUGCUCAAUACGGCUGCUCACCACCAUGCUCACUAUUUAGUGCCAUACGUUCGCGAACGGAUUUUCCACAUGCUCCUGAAAACGACUGAAAUCAAGCUGGAGCGUGUGGUGGACCUUGGUCCGUUCAAACACAAAGUGGAUGAUGGCCUCCCUCUUCGAAAAGCUGCAUAUUCGUGUGUGGACACAUUAAUCCAGAUGCUGCCUCAGCAGCUUGAUAUCACUUUGUUCUUUGACCAACUCAAGCGAGGUCUUGGAGACCAGGACGACAUCCAGAUGCUCAGUCACCAGAUCUUGAUCAAGAUCUGCAAUGUGCAGCCUGGCAGUAUUGUCAGCGCACUAGACGCGUUAGUGGAGCCGUUAGAGAAGACUAUUAACAAAAAAGUUAAGGAAGACCAGGUUGGACCCGAAGUCGAACGUGUCAAGGAUCUCAUCCGUAGCGCGUUGCGUGCACUCGAUGCGAUCAGCGCUGUUCGUGACGCUGACUCACAUCCAAGGCUAAAUACCGUGAUAGAGAAUGUGAAGAAGAACAAGAUGCUGGGAGGGCUACUGGAGACCAUUCGGAAUGAGCGCACAGGCAAAUGA
Peronospora belbahrii is the source of this 3669-nucleotide messenger RNA. The record is from the annotation of a GenBank genome assembly. Lineage: Eukaryota; Oomycota; Peronosporomycetes; Peronosporales; Peronosporaceae.